UCUCAACUUCUCAUCAAAAACCAACUUCUUCUUCUUCUUCUUCUUCUUCUUCUUCUUAUUCUCUUGCAAGCAAUCACAAAUACAAACCCUCGAUAUUCCAAAUGGGGAAGAAAAGUGGUGAUGUGGGGCAAAGAGCAUGGGACGUGGUACGUUUGGCAUUGUUGUGGGCAAGAAAAGGUGGCGUGCUACGCCUUGUGCCCAAGUAUUUUAAGAAUUUAGGCCACGCAGAUACAUCGAGAGGCCAGAUUUUCUAUCAAGAGCGCGAGCUCUCUUUUGACAAGACACCCAUUUUCCAUCUCAAAACGCACCGUUCUGCGUCAAUGCGGUUUCUCAUGUCUUGCAUAUCUCCACAAGUUGAUUUUGAGAGUUAUGAUUUCAACGGUGAUGAUGGAGGCUACGAGUAUAAUGAAUAUGAUUAUAAUGAGUAUGAGACAUGUGGAGAUAUAAUUAAGAAUGAAGAAGAAGAAGAAGAAGAAGAAGGGAUUGAUGUGAGGGCAGAGAAGUUUAUUGCUCAGUUUUACGAGCAAAUGAGGACGCAGAGAUAGAUUUUGUCUCCAAGGAGUACUACAAGAACAAGUUGAUUAUGGAGUUUUUGAUUGAUGAUUUUGUAUAGAUCGAGGCAUUGCGGCUUUUUUUUUUUUUUUUUUUAAUAAAUACCAGAAGCUCUCUAUGAGUUUGACUAGUAUCUGCAAAUUCUUAUAAAUACAAAAUGAUCUAGGUUUAGUGUCACCCCAUAGCUAGCAUGAUUUCACAUAGAUAGAUGUUCAAGUAGUGAGAAAUGGUAAGGUUGGAUGAAAACAUAGAGGAGAGAGAGGUGAGAUGUUGACAAAGGACCAACCAACACUAGCGAUAUAAAUUAUUUCAGCUUUAGAAGCGGAAAAGUCUCAUGGUAGGUGAACCAUCAAACUUUGACGAUUGAUCAGAAGAGAUAGCGAGCAUCUGCGAAACCAAGUAUGAAAGAUGUGUUGAAUCAGAUUGUAGAUAGACAGAGAGUGUCCACAACGGUAUAACUAGUUUCUUUUUUUUCUUUUCUAUUCACCCCCAAUUGAUUGGACUCUUAACUAUUCCACAAGAACGUUGAGAAUUGAGAGAGUAAAGCAAAGUGAGGUUUACGCAAAACAC
Molecule: messenger RNA, 1122 nt
Organism: Tripterygium wilfordii
Lineage: Eukaryota; Viridiplantae; Streptophyta; Magnoliopsida; Celastrales; Celastraceae
Exons: 1
Coding region: 102-545 (147 amino acids)
Source: RefSeq, a predicted model, not a curated record